UAGCAAUAAUACACCAUGUAAUUCUUCAUUAACUUCAAUAAUGUAUAUUUAUGUUGGAAACACAUUAAGGAACAUAUAUUCACAAUUUAAAUGAGUAAUUCACAGUCUUCUGACUUUUUUAUUUUUUUAUUUUUUAUUUCCGUCUUCCAGUGCUGUUUGCCAUGGACUUGUUAAGGGAACUUAAAGUGGUACUUUGGAAGAGCCCAAGAAACUUGUUCCUGCUUCGGUUGCUCAGGAGGUCAAAGGCUUGCGUAUGUGGUCAUGGAGAAGGAUAUCUCCACAUCAGGUGACCUUCAGAAAGAUUUACGAGCCAUAUGUGGGGUCAUAAAGAAGGUGACGUAUUAAGUAUCCUGUUCUUCUAUGACAGAAUGUGAAAUAUCAGUAUAAUUUAUAAGCCUAGAGCGCUAAUAGUUCUGUAUAUUUAAAAAAAUACACGCACGUGUUUUUGUAAUGAGAAAUUAAUUACGACUGUUUAAAGAAAUCGAAACACGUUUUGGGCAUGCCCGUAUGUGAGUGUGUAUUUGUCGGUCGUGUGUACUAGGGCAUGUCAGAAUAUAAAUGGAUAAAUACAGUAGCGCUUUCCGAUUCCGUUGCGCUUUUCGCAAUUAUCUUGGCACUUGCGCUGAUAACGUUUCGAAUGGCCUCUUCGAAUGUCACUUUGUAUAGGCCUCGGUUAACCUUCCACCGCAAAUGUGUGCCAUAUUUAAAUUGAUUUUGUUUGUAAAAGGUUACAAAUAAUAUGCCACGUCGCUAUUUUAACUUACAUAUAGCCGGGAUGCUUGUCUGGAAUCUUGUACAUACCUUUUCGUGAUUUACAAGGGCUUAGCCUACGGCGCAUUUGUUUAAAAAAUAAAAAAUAAAAAAUCAUUAAAUUGUUGCGGUUUCGACAGUACUAAGUAAGGCCACAAUGACUCCUACAAACACAAGUGGGGUAUAUUUUAUUUAUAUUUCACCGUAAUAUGGUGUAUUUCGCGCCCACAAACCUAAGCGGUAUUACGCAUUGACGACAGGAUGAAUGUAUAUUUUGUGUGUAGUCGGCCAAGUAUCCUGUUUGUUAGGAAAGCGUCUAAUAACGAAAGCAAAUAUUUGGUUGUGAAGAGCCCUCGGUAGUUUGGAAGUACCUCCUCUCGGUGAAGCACACUUCUGCCUGUGGGUGUUUAAUAGAUUAAGAGGCUCCGAGGGGCUAUUGUAGUGCGGAAUUCUCCAGUCUGAACAUGACUUGUCUUUGCCUUGUCGGGUUUUGCACUUAAAUUGAGAGUCCUCUGUAAAUUAAGGGUACUUGCAGCACCAUACAGUAAUCUGUGUGCCAAGCAAGCGAAGUCUCUCCAGUGGACAAAGUUGGCGUGUUUGUUCUCUUAACCGAGAUAGGUUGGUCAUCAAUAGAUGGGUUCUGGGGGUUAUGCGCUCGGUGCUUUCCUGGAAAGACAGCCGGCAUAAAUGUGUAGCAAAUGUAGUAGCCUAUAAACGUCAUACUAUACAUCCAAAACCAUAUCAACUCAUAAGCGGUCAAAAUGACCAAGCAAUGGUGAUGUGAAAGUUAUUUGUUUGAUAAUAGGCGUGUGUAAAAACAACUCAUAUUCAGAGUUAUGCAAUGAUUAUAUUUAGGCUAUUUGCCAUUCAUAAAGUCAACUCAUUGAAGCCUACGAUUUCGUUUGAUAGUGGAAACUAAAAGGCUUUUAAUUCAGUUUCGAAACGCAUAACUAAUAUCUCUGUAUAGACUUGGCGGCAGUAGACGUGGAGCAGUAGAUAGUGGCCCAAAUCCUAUUCAGGCCCAUUCAAAACCAUGACAACAAGGAACAAGCUCGGAUUUAUCCCAGAAAGUUAAAGCACAUUGUGGUAAGGCGUCAAUCACGUAUUAUUUCGGGACUGAACAAAUGCAAAAUCUUGACUGGAACAAAUGCUUCCAACGGGUCCAGGACGUAGGGCUACAUUUCCCCCCUUUGUUCCCUUGCUCUGGCUGGCAUGUAUUUGUGUUCCUUUUCGUUCGACCACCCAGGACGCUUGGGAGGCAGAUCCACCGCCGGGGACAAAUGGCUGCUGUCAUCCAAGGCGCGCUGCAGAUGUGACUAUCUGGAACACUGCAUGGGAACGCCAAAGCGCUGCCUCGCGCACUUAUGUCCUGAAGUGUUAUGCAGGGCGUGGGCCUGCGCGAGAGUCGAAUGCAAAACCGACGCCUCCAUCCUCAACUAAAACAAGACCACCGCCGUUAUUUGUGAUGUAUAAGUGCCGUUCUACAGAGACCAGGAAUAUGCUGUAAUAACAGCAUUACACGACGUAACUCGAUUUGUCCGGGAAGAGAUUUGGCCUUAACGGUCAAAGACAGUCUACAAAAACUUAUAUUUUCGUUGAUCAUUAAGUUAUUGUCAGACGUGCGAUGUAAAUAACGUUAUGCAAUACUCCCUGUUUAGAGUUCACGCAAAUCAGCUUUGUGCUGGGUUCACCUCCGAAGUUCUGUGGAAGAUGUAGACUACCAGUAAACGCAGUCACCUGUCCUUCAAGCACCUGCGCUAUAAGCUCGUCUCAAUUUAUUCCAGAUUGAGUUAAUUUGUCUGUUACACCUCUUCUGUUCUUAUUUGGUUACAUUUUGUUUGAUCUGCGAUCGGUCAUUUUUACCCUAAUUUACAUCACAUGGUUCCAAGGCAUUUCUUUCUAAUUUAUAAAGAAUGUAAGGUGCAUUCAACAUAUAUGGAUUUCAUAUUUCACAUGACAAUAUCAAGGGCCUUAUGCUUUCUCACUUCCAGCGUCCAACAGCCUGAUCAAGAUACUGUUGCUAGUCAUUUUCAAAUAAUAAUAAAAAUACAUAUUUAGGAUCAAUCAAUUGAUUAAUCGGCUAACACUGUGUGUGAACUCUAAAGGCGAAAUGUUCAAAUUAAGUCACAAAUAUACUCUUACGAUAUGUGAGCCAUCAGGUUCAAGAAAAUAAAAUUUGUUGAUAUAUACUAGCCUAAUUCGUUUGUGUGUGUGUGUGUGUAUGUGUGUGUGUUUGUUUGUUUUGUUUUGUUUCGUUUUUAGUAUGCAUACCUGCAAUUAGAAGACAAAGCACAUUAAUGAAUUAGCUAAAACAACUCUGGGCAUCACGCUAAUGGUGCACUUUGUAUGCAAAUAUCGGCGAUGUUUGUUGAGGAGGGAGGGGGGUCGCUUGUUGUCACUUGCCACCCAAGACGUGAUUCAGCCGCAACAAUUACCAUUAUCUGUUUCCCCACUUUCGGCGAAUCGGACAGAAUAUAUAAUGAUGAGGAGUGUUUCCUUCGACCAUUGUGUAGGUAACGGGGUAUUCUUCACAUUUACACCUACCCUCGCUGGGAUUUCGGCACUCGAGCCAUUCAGGUACUUAGCAUCUUAUGGAAGGGCGACUCUGAAAGCGGCUAGUGUUUGCAGCCCUGACAGCUGUUUAUAUAAGCAUCCCGCCUCUGGUGUCCACACUGCUACUGGAGGUUCCCGUGUAACAACGUGCGCCUCUCUUCUGUCGUCUUCCAGUGGAUAACCUGCUUUCCGCGCGCAGCUCUCUCCAGUUUUAAUUGAUUUUGGGGCACGCCGACCGGGCCUGUUUUUCCAUUAAAAAAAAAAAAAAACGAUGGCUAUUGCGAAAAUCAGCUUCACUGUGAGGAGUAUUUUGGAUUUGCCAGAGCAUGACGCCGACGCAGAACCUCAGCGCUCUCCAAGUCUCACGCGCUCCACCGGCAGCUACUCUUCCUGGCUGGAGAGCGACCCGGGCCACUGCUUGUCCUCUGAUGAGAGUUGCCCGGAGACAUUACCAGAUUCCACCAAGAAAUCCGAGCUUUCUUCCGAAUGUGAGGCAGAGGAGAAGAGGAAGAAGCGUCGCGUGUUGUUUUCCAAGGCCCAAACCUUCGAACUCGAGAGACGCUUCAGACAACAGCGCUACCUGUCUGCGCCGGAACGAGAGCAUCUCGCGCACCUCCUCAGCCUUACCCCAACGCAGGUGAAGAUCUGGUUUCAGAACCACAGGUACAAAAUGAAGAGAGCUCGGACGGAGGGAUCCCCAGACGUCAAUCAGCCCCCCAUGGUGCGCAGAGUCGUGGUGCCCAUUUUGGUUCGAGACGGCAAGCCAUACACCUGCAUUAUCGACCCAGACAAGACAGGCUGUAGCAUCCCGUUGGUAGCGACCGCAGCAUCAUUCAGCAACCACGGGUACCAGUCUUUUCAGCAGUCGCCACUUGCACUGUUUCCCAGAUAUCAGCACUUAACCACCCCGGUGGCCUCCAGACAGCACUGGGCUUGGUGAAACCGAAUUUGAGAACAUUUGAGCGUGGUGCGCACACUACGGACUAUUCAAAAACUAUUCAAAACGAAGCUUCAAGAACCAAUGCGUGGCUCGACACAAGACCCUUCUUCUUUUUGUGAACUUGCUCACGAGUUUUUGGCAACUUAAUGAAAAAAUGUGAAAAUUUAAGCUGCUUGGUUUGCUGGAUGAGAACUAUUUUGCACAUGCUUUAUUAAUAUUUUGACCAGAAGGAGACAAUGUUCUUGACUUUCGUAACUCGUCAGCCCUUACCUAACUUUAUAUAUUUUAAUGUGAAAUGUGACCGGCCGGAUAUUUUUAAAGAGAUUUUUUAACGUGUAUGUGCUUGCAGAGAAUAUCAUAUUUCUUAUAAUUCCGCAUCACUGUAUUUGUGUCAGAAACAAAAGUAGGCUACCGAAAGUAUGAACGUCCUGUUUAAACCAAGCCACUGAUUUUUUUUUACACUUGACAUAUUUCGUAACCUAUUUUUGCAGUAUUCUCACUAUAUAAAACCAGACGCCCGGUAUUUUUAAAAAGCAUUUUGAGGCAUAUAUUUGUAUCAAUGUUGUACUAUAUGAAUAAACUGACCUUUUUAUAA
This is a messenger RNA of Anguilla rostrata (American eel), 4838 nucleotides long. It is a transcript of the gene nkx2-9, whose product is annotated as NK2 transcription factor related, locus 9 (Drosophila). Gene Ontology annotation, biological process: cell differentiation; regulation of transcription by RNA polymerase II. Gene Ontology annotation, molecular function: RNA polymerase II cis-regulatory region sequence-specific DNA binding; DNA-binding transcription factor activity, RNA polymerase II-specific. Gene Ontology annotation, cellular component: nucleus. The coding region runs from base 3575 to 4243 and encodes 222 amino acids. The transcript is spliced from 3 exons. The record is from RefSeq and is a predicted model, not a curated record. Lineage: Eukaryota; Metazoa; Chordata; Actinopteri; Anguilliformes; Anguillidae.